GUAGGAUGUGGUUUACUGUGCAACAACCCUAUGCCGGAAACUCUACGACAUCUAUCAACUUAUCAUCCUCAAUUUUUUUUUCUUGUACACUCACUGCUACUCUGUCUCUGCAUGCUGUAGGCAAUGCCGCCUCUCUUGGUAUGACAAAACAAGGCAGUAUUUCUCAUUGCGCUUCUCAUAGCUGGUAAAAUGUUCCCCAGGGUGAUUUUGAAGGGAACUCUGAUCAAAAAAUCUCAACAGAAGAAGCGAGUGUCACCCUGUAACUAUAAAGAGCGAUUUUUUGUGUUGGAUACCCAAGACCUGAAGUAUUCUGAACGUCGUCCCGGGAAAAAGCCUUUGCUGAAAGGUUGCAUCGAGCUGUCCAGAAUUAAGUGCGUGGAGAUUGUGUGUACUGAUGUGCCCAUACCAUGCAGCUUUAAGUACCCUUUUCAGGUUUUUCAUGAAAGUUAUUACCUCUACAUAUUUGCACCAGACAAUGACUGCCGUCAGAAAUGGGUCAGAGCUCUUAAAGAGGAGACAAAGAAUAACAACUUAGUUCCAAAAUACCACCCAAACUUCUGGAUGGAUGGAAAAUGGAGAUGCUGCCAGCAAACAGAGAAACUGGCGACUGGGUGCAACGUGUACGACCCAGUGGGCUAUGCCUCUAAAAAGCCGCUUCCCAGCCUCCCGGAGCCAGAGAUGGAGCUGGAAGAUUCGGGGCAACAGAAGGUCAUCGCUUUGCAAAACUACACGCCACAGGGAGACAAUGACUUACCUCUUCAGAAAGAUCAGGAGUAUCUCCUGGUUAAGAAUUCCCAUUCCACCUGGUGGCUUGUACAGGAUGAGAGAGGGAACUCGGGUUUUGUGCCCAGUACAUACGUAGCUGAAAAAUCCAUCCACAACUUUGAAAGAUUUGAAUGGUACAACAAAAACAUUAGCAGAGCGCAAGCAGAAGAAUUGCUAAUGAAAGAGGGUAAGGAAGGUGCAUUCAUUGUGCGGGACUCAAGACAGGCGGGAGUGUACACAGUGUCUGUUUUCACCAAAGCACCAGGGUCUAAUGGGGAGAAGAAUCCGAGAGUGAAGCAUUACCAAAUCAGACAAACCGAAACGAGCCCAGCUUCUUUUUACCUGGCAGAGAAGUACCUGUUUAGCACCAUUCCUGAGCUCAUAUAUUACCACCAGCACAAUGCUGCAGGGCUAAUAACACGGUUGAGACACCCCGUCUCUCAAGGUCGAUGCUGCUCCCAGGAUUCUACUGAUAUCGCAAAAGAUCAGUGGGAAGUGGACCCUGAGGAGCUGAUACUGGGUCAGGAGAUAGGCAGCGGCCAGUUUGGACUGGUGCUGGAAGGUAGCUGGAGGGAUCUCAAGGUAGCGGUGAAGAUGGUAAGAGAAGAGUGCAUGUCAGACGACGAAUUUAAAGAAGAGGCACGGAUUAUGAUGAGACUCUCUCACUCUAAGCUGGUACAGCUGUAUGGCGUGUGCACACAACAUUCUCCUAUUUGCCUCGUGUUUGAGUACAUGGAAAACGGCUGCCUGACGGACUACCUGCGAGAAAGGAAAGGCUCGUUGUCUCAGGAUAUAUUGUUGGGGAUGUGUCUGGAUGUCAGCGAAGGGAUGGCUUAUCUAGAGAUGUCCAACUUCAUCCACAGAGAUCUGGCUGCCAGGAACUGUCUCGUCUCAAAGAACAACGAGGUGAAGGUAUCGGACUUUGGAAUGACCAGAUUUGUUCUUGAUGAUCAGUACACGAGCUCACAGUGCUCCAAGUUCCCUGUCAAGUGGUCAGCCCCAGAGGUCAUCAGAUACUGCAAAUUCAGCACCAAGUCUGACGUCUGGUCAUUCGGUGAGUUUGGGCGCUUGUCUGCCAUUCAGCUGUUUGUGAACGCAGGCCUGAGGCUCCUGAAGCCACGCUUGGCCCCGGACUCUGUCCACCUACUCAUGGAGUGGUGUUGGAAGGAGAAACCAGACGAUCGCCCAACAUUUGGGCUCCUCUUUCACGAGCUGGCCUCCCUUUCAGACGCCUGAACCAACAUGUGAUUUGUGAUUUUUUUUAUAUAUAAUAUUUAUUUUAUUUAUUUACUGUAACCAGUUGCUUGUCAUUUGUAAAGUUAGAUUAUUCCAAAGCAAUUUUAUAUCCUGGAUUUUGCACUUUAUCUCUUUCGUAGCUUUGUAAGUAUCCCCUGAGAGGGCUCACACAGUCCAUUCACACAGCUACUGGUGCUUCCUGCAGAAUCAUGUAAAGGUCUGAGUAAUUCUAUAAGCCAUAUAAAAGUGAGAUGUUUGCUUUUCAGUCAGCUGACUGUCAUUAAACUGAAUGUUUUACAUCUUGUCACUUCUCACUGUCUUAGUUUCCUCCACUACAAUAAUGAAAUCUUGGCAUAAGAAAUAUUUUUGUUUCUAUAUGAAGAAAUUAUUGAAGUUGCCAGAUGUUAUAUAUAUUUAGAAAUUAGAAAGGCUUUCCUGUUUUAUGGAGCUCACUGACAUUAGCCACAACAGUCAUAUUUUUGAUGAUCAUCCAUAUACUGUACAUAAAAGAUGGACAU
This is a messenger RNA of Pundamilia nyererei, 2519 nucleotides long. RefSeq names its product IL2 inducible T cell kinase (gene itk). Gene Ontology annotation, biological process: intracellular signal transduction; protein phosphorylation. NCBI's taxonomy places the organism in Eukaryota, Metazoa, Chordata, Actinopteri, Cichliformes, Cichlidae. Bases 190 to 2001 code for a protein of 603 amino acids. The transcript has 17 exons. The record is from RefSeq and is a predicted model, not a curated record. Gene Ontology annotation, molecular function: protein binding; protein tyrosine kinase activity; ATP binding.